GCUGACGUGUGAGGGGCGACUGACAGUUUGUCCAGCCAGUACAGGCGUUUGUUGAUGGCUGGAGCCCGCGGCUGAAGUUUGCCUCAUUGGCCCGUGUUUGUUAGACUUCCUCCGGGGGAGCCUCGGAGAGAAUCGGCACGUCCUCCAGCGCGUCGCCCGCCUUUUUCCUUCGUCCCGCUGGAGGUUUUUAAGGGAAUUGUGUCGAGUUAAAUCAAGGUGAACGUGGCUCAUGCUACAGUAGCACAAUGCUCGCUGGUGUUCACGCUCACUGAGCGGGGAGGACGUGUGAGGACGUGUGUUGCGAAGCUUUUGUUAGUGGUUUCUAACCGACAGCUGCAGCAUGGCAGGCGACACCGUGGUCUGGAGGAGUCUUAAGUGGGUAAAGCAGGCGGCCUGCAGAGCCCCACCAGGCGGCCUAACUGGCACCGGGAACCAGAGGCUGGUAAACUUUCAUCACACCACUGGAACGGCAAGGGAGAACGAGAAAGUCUGCGUCUACAGAGGCACAACAUUUCACAGAUACUCCACUAUGGCUGCUUGCUUCAGUACAAGCUUAACAGGAAGUGCAAAUGUGCAUCGGAGGACCUGCAGUGCAAGAUGUGAUAAAGGUCUGAGGUACCACAAAGACUGGUCAAGUCGGCUGUUCUCUGGACAUACGAGGCUAUUUAACCAGGACAACACCACAGUGGGGCGGCUGACAUCGGAGGAUAUCGAUAAAGCAAGAAGUAACAAGAAAAGGGACUUUAAGCAGCAUACGCAAGUGCUUAGUGAAAAAGCUCGAGAGAAGAAGGUACCCGUCACACGGAUAGGAAGGCUGGUAAACUUUGGAGGUCUGGCAGUUGGACUUGGCAUCGGAGCAAUCGCAGAAGUGGUCAAGAAGAGUUUAAAACCCAAAGAACAAGGUAACAAAAAGGCUAUAAUGGAUUCGAAUGCUUUCCUCUCUGAAGCCAAUGCUCAAAGAAUUGUCCGGACGCUUUGCAAAGUUCGAGGCGCUGCUCUAAAAAUUGGACAGAUGCUCAGUAUUCAAGAUGACGCCUUUAUCAACCCUCAGCUGGCUAAAAUCUUUGAGCGAGUUCGACAGAGUGCAGACUUCAUGCCUACUAAGCAGAUGAUGAAAGUUAUUUACAAUGAUCUCGGCCCAAACUGGAGGGACAAACUGGAAUACUUCGAGGAGAGGCCGUUCGCAGCCGCGUCCAUUGGUCAAGUCCAUUUAGCAAAGAUGAAGGAUGGCAGGGAGGUAGCUAUGAAAAUUCAGUACCCUGGAAUAGCAAAGAGUAUCGAGAGUGACGUGAAUAAUAUCAUGACUGCUCUGAGGUUAAGCAACGCACUGCCUGAAGGUUUGUUUCCUGAGCAUCUCAUUGAGGUCAUGAGCCGAGAGCUGGCGCUGGAAUGUGAUUAUAUAAGGGAAGCAAAUUGUGCCAGAAAAUUUAGCGAGCUGCUGAAGGAUCACCCCUUCUUCUGUGUGCCUGAUGUGAUAGACGAGCUAAGCAAUAAGCAGGUUCUCACCACAACACUGGUGCCUGGUUUCCCGCUGGACAAGGCCACACACCUCCCUCAGGACCUCAGGAAUGAGAUUUGUGAGCAGAUCCUUAUUUUAUGCCUGAGGGAGCUUUUUGAGUUCAGAUACAUGCAAACCGAUCCGAACUGGUCCAACUUCUUCUUUGAUCCACAAACUCAUAAGGUUGCGCUGCUGGAUUUUGGAGCUACUCGAGGAUUUAACAAGAGUUUUACUGAUACCUACAUUGAGAUUAUAAAAGCGGCUGCAGAUCAGGACAGAGAAGGUGUCCUACUGAAAUCCAGAGAAAUGAAGUUCCUCACAGGAUACGAGUCAAAGGCGAUGGAGAACGCCCACGUGGAUGCGGUGAUGAUCCUCGGGGAGGCCUUCAACUCAGAAAAGCCCUUUGACUUUGGAAUGCAGAGCACAACCGAGCGCAUCCACAACCUCAUCCCAGUGAUGCUGAAAGAGCGUCUCACGCCACCGCCCGAGGAAACCUACUCCCUCCACAGAAAAAUGGGCGGCUCCUUUCUCAUUUGCUCGAAACUCCAAGCUAAAAUCGCCUGCAAGAACAUGUUCCAGGAGGCCUACAGAAACUACUGGAAAGAUGGAGAACCCAAGUCCACACAUUGAAGACUGCUUUUCCAGAAAGUGUGUUGAAACCAGGAAUUUUUGUCAUGCUGAACAAUUCUUAUCUGCAAAUUUUUGGGCUCAUCGGGCCAGAAAGGGUUUUGUUAUGUGAUAUACUAAUAACUACCUAGAUUUGUUGGUUUUUUACUGUUUGUUAAACUAAACUGUUACAGUACAUAUAAAAAAAAAUGCAUAUUGGAAUAAUCUCUACCUAUUAGGAAUUUCAUAUCUUUGUUUAACAUGUAAUUGCUUGCUUUGACCUGGACUUCAAUCCAGACUAACUCUUGCUAUACCGUCCUUAAUAAUGUCUCUUUUGUAUGUAUUGUUUGAAAAAUUUGUACCUCAUAAUUAUGUGCCUGUAUGAUCUGAGGGAGUGUACUUCAUCUGACCAGGAUUGUCAGUUGAAAUAAAUUGAAACUGAUGCUGCAAAAAACAAACCAAAUCUGUUCUAGCGAGCACCGGAGAUCUAUUGAGUGAAGCAAAAUGCAGACAGAAGUAAAGAAAAGGGUGAAAAAAAUGAAGAUUCAUAUGAAAAAAAUAUUUUAAUUCACAAGAAAAAAAUUCAAGUUUAGAAUUUUAUAACUGCAGAAUGUCUUAGUGACAGAUGUGUGUGAUGAAAGGAGAUUCAAACGUCACACAAAGGUGGUGUUGACACGGCUAAUGUUACAAAUCUGAAACAGUGUUACUUCAAAAGCCAAUUAUUGUGCCAACUUUAUAAUCCAAUUCCCAAAUGAGAUACUAAAAAGGUUGUGUAUAUAUUGAUAAAUUGGAAACUUUGCAUAUUAACUAUAUUAAAAAAUUAAGAAUGUCCACCAAGUCAUAGCUACACUGUCCAAAAACUGUGCAUGUGUUCAGCAAACCUUUAGUACACACGUCAGGUUUGACAUUUUAAAUGGACAAAAGUGUAAUUUUUUCCCACGGCUCUUAUAGAUCUAAAAUUAAUGCAUCAAAUUUAUUUUGGCAAGUUGUGAAAAACCUGAAAUCUAAAACUAUUUAGAAAUAUUCAGAUCUCUUGGGUGGUUCGUUGUUAAAGCACAUCCUGUUUGCUUAAUAAUCUAUGACUGAGUACACCUGUGUUAAAAUGAAUGCAAUGGAAUUGAUCUGUGUAUACAAUUCAACCUGCAUGUCAGGACAAACACCCAGCCAUCUUUUUACAGCAGAUUAUCUAUCUCAUUAGCCAAGCUGACCCACCCAUGUAACUAGUGCAAAAGAAGCUCCAGUUAUAAGCUCAAAAAACAUUUUUCCAAAAGAAAAACAACUUUGUCAAUUUUUGGGGAAAUAAAAGCAAAAUGUAUAACUUUACAUUUGCCGGAUAACUGUACAUUAUCACAUUUAUCUGCUCUCAUAGGAGUCAUUCUUUAAAAUCUGUUGCAGAAGCGGUACCAAGCCACAAAUGUUCAGCUGUACCAUUAGCUGGUCAGUCCCAAAUAUGAAGCUGUUAAAUGGGAGCACCCAGUGCCUUUAUUUUUGCAGUCACCAGUCUCUGUUCGGUCAACUUUAAACCUCUACACUGCUGCCUGAAAUCCUGCAGCUCUCUACUUGAAUUGUGAUGCUGGUAAAACCAAACUUGGAGCGCAGGACCCUUGUUGCUUUCCUGAGGAUGAUCUGCGAAUCAGCAUCUUCCUCUGGAAAAAAACAAACAAAUAAAUACAAUGACUUGAUUUUAUCGUCAGUGCUCUUCCUCUUCAUUUUAUUGUUGAUGCUAGAAUUUUGCUUGUACUCAGAAGUUCAUGGAAGUAAAUAAAACUUCAGCCCCAAAGACAA
Oreochromis aureus is the source of this 3889-nucleotide messenger RNA. It is a transcript of the gene coq8ab, whose product is annotated as coenzyme Q8A, genome duplicate b. The record is from RefSeq and is a predicted model, not a curated record. Gene Ontology annotation, biological process: ubiquinone biosynthetic process. Gene Ontology annotation, cellular component: extrinsic component of mitochondrial inner membrane. NCBI's taxonomy places the organism in Eukaryota, Metazoa, Chordata, Actinopteri, Cichliformes, Cichlidae. Bases 341 to 2128 code for a protein of 595 amino acids. Gene Ontology annotation, molecular function: kinase activity. The transcript is spliced from 15 exons.